Cannabis sativa is the source of this 1204-nucleotide messenger RNA. RefSeq lists its product as uncharacterized. Gene Ontology annotation, biological process: translation. Gene Ontology annotation, molecular function: structural constituent of ribosome. NCBI's taxonomy places the organism in Eukaryota, Viridiplantae, Streptophyta, Magnoliopsida, Rosales, Cannabaceae. Gene Ontology annotation, cellular component: ribosome. The coding region runs from base 178 to 678 and encodes 166 amino acids. The transcript has 4 exons. The record is from RefSeq and is a predicted model, not a curated record.
UUAUAUUUUUAAGAAUAUAUAAUGAAAUUUCCGUUGAGGGUUUAUUCAAUUUCAACCCGAGCAGGGGACUGGACUAGGGCCUAGGCUAUUCAGUUUGCCAAACGCAUCUGCAUCCCAAAGAGCUCAGUUUAAGACGUUAGGUUUUCUGUAACACAAAUUUUCGAACCAUUAACGACGAUGAUGUUGAAGAGACUAUCCUCCAACCUUCGAUCUCUAGCACUAUGCUCGGCCCAAACACUUCCUUAUACCUCUUCUUCUCGUCGUCUGUUCCACUCUUCCCCAAAGCUUCUUCAACCUCUCCUCUCUUCCGCUUCCAAUUCAUGGACCUUUAAGCCCCUUUUUGGCGCUUCUUCACCAAUGCAUCAUUCUCUGGGUGUUAACUCCAUUAUUUCUUCUCGAUUCCCUAUGUCGAUGGUUCAAGUGCGGCACGUCGUUUCGAAGAGGGAUAGACGGAAGAGGAGGAAACCGAUGACACCAAUCACUUCCAAGCUCAAGAAAAUCAAAAUGAAACCAUUCUCGUCUUACAAAUCCAGGUUUAGGACUAUGAAUGAUGGGAAUAUCCGACGGUGGAGGGAGGGAAAACGACACAAUGCGCAUUUGAAGUUUCCAUUUGCCUUGUCUUCAGUGUUUCAAUAUUGGGCAUUCAGUUUGCAUAUUACCAUGCUACCACUCAAGUAAGAUGAAAUUUGUGGUACUUGCAGUCGAAGAAAGCAAAACGCAGGCUCAGGCUCCCUUCUAUUGUCCCUGCAGCUUAUGCCAAAGUAAUGAAGAAGCUUAACUUCAGUGGUUAAGAAAAGAAACAUCGGAGUCUUAUGCAGGUGCUUUAAAUUUUGUUCGAACAAGGAGAGGUUAUAUUGCUGGUGCCUUGUGCCAUUGUACUCUCUUUUCAUUGUUUACAUUUCAGAAGCCCAAAUUAAGGAGAGGGUUCUAUAGCUGUUUAGUAGUUGGUUACUUACCGAAAGUGAUAAACUUGGUUGAGGUUCCAAUCAAAAUUAUUUCACUGAGGUUUUUUUUCCCCAUAAUAGGUAAUAAUUUCCUCAUUAUAUAUAUCAAGUUUCUUAAUUCUGUUGUUGUUCAUUGAACUAGGACACUAACAAGUGCCUAUGACACUAGCUAUCAAUGACUAUUGAUAUGAUUAAAGAAAGACCAGUUUAUAGUACGUGAAUGAAUGAGUACACUCCCAGUAAAAGUGGAAUUCUGGUUC